AUGAGUGGGUCAAGAUGCGUCAGUCACGGAGGCAAGCAAGAAAAGCGAGGGGCGGCACACAGCGACCGAAGAAAGAUAGGAAGAAGGAAAAAACAAAAAAAAAAAAAAAAAAAAAAUAAUAAUAAUAAUAAUAAUAAUAAUAAUAAUAAUAAUAAUAAUAAUAAUAAUAAUAAUAAUAAUAAUAAUAAACGCACAGAACCAAUAUGUGCGAACCGCUGUAAUAAUGAGGGGUUUUGGUUUGAAAGGACAGGUAAAAUUGUAACGAAUGGAACCUUAAUAAAUAAAACAUCCGGAAGAAGACGCAAUGGGAGAUCCAAUUCAAAGCACAUUUUAUAUUAA
Molecule: messenger RNA, 339 nt
Organism: Kluyveromyces marxianus DMKU3-1042
Lineage: Eukaryota; Fungi; Ascomycota; Saccharomycetes; Saccharomycetales; Saccharomycetaceae
Exons: 1
Coding region: 1-339 (112 amino acids)
Source: RefSeq, a predicted model, not a curated record